Aspergillus steynii IBT 23096 is the source of this 1665-nucleotide messenger RNA. RefSeq names its product Zn(II)2Cys6 transcription factor. The record is from RefSeq and is a predicted model, not a curated record. The transcript is spliced from 3 exons. Lineage: Eukaryota; Fungi; Ascomycota; Eurotiomycetes; Eurotiales; Aspergillaceae. Gene Ontology annotation, molecular function: DNA binding; zinc ion binding; DNA-binding transcription factor activity, RNA polymerase II-specific. Gene Ontology annotation, biological process: DNA-templated transcription; regulation of DNA-templated transcription. The coding region runs from base 1 to 1665 and encodes 554 amino acids.
AUGCCUCAGGAGCUGGAUGAACAACCGCUCCGGGUAGAUCUGACAACCCAGGCUUGUGAUACAUGCCGCAAACGAAAAGUAAAAUGUCAUCUUCCCCGGCCAGUGUCUGGUGCCGCUGCCCGUUGUGGGCGUUGUGAGCGGUUAAAUCGACCAUGUACCUUUCUUAUGCCCGCAAAGGUCCGGGGCCCUAAGAAACGUCUCGCUGCAAGGGGGCACAGUCCUCAGACUCCGACUAGCGACCAUAGCGUGCGUUCGCUGCAGGACAGGGAUUCUGUACCCACUUCCUUCCGUGCAUAUCCCACCGAUGAUAUCUGCGAUCGUCGCCUGUUCAAGAAGAUGCUGCAGGACUACUUGGAAUACAUGUACCCUGUCGUCCCGAUUAUUCACCGUCCGUCGUUUCGGCGUCGCUUGGAAGAAGACCGUGAUUGUGACGACGCUGGCUUUCUCGGCCUUGAGAUCGCCAUGGCGGCGAAUAUCGUGGCGGCAAUGCCAAGUAGAUUUAAUGAAUACCGUUCUAACUAUCCUCCGUUGCGCUUCUGCACGCGCCGGGAGAUGGUCUGGGCUUGCUAUCAGAAGGCGAUGGGCCUUCGUACCCCCGACCAUUUUGAACAGAUCAAUUUCCAAAAGUUCGCAACCACUUAUCUCUUCUGUGCUGCGUUCAUGCAGCUGGGGGAGCAUAAUUGGUCUCGCAUGUUGCAGUCAGAGGCAAUGCAGUUGGCGCGGAUGUUGAAUCUUCACAAUAUAUCCGAGUACGUCGGUCUAAAUCACAUUGAGACACAGCUGCGAAAGAAGGGCUUUUGGUUAGUAUUUUACGCUUUUAUACAUGGACAACUGCAAAACAUGUUCGGAGAGCGAUUAUCAUAUCUGGACCCAUCCCAGCUGCUUUCGCUGAAUCCAGAAGAUCUCAUGCCCGUCGAAGUGGAGGACGAGCAGAUAUUCGAGAACGAGAUUCUGACCCCCUGCACUUCCAAUCCUUGUCUCGUUACUGGAUUUAAUCUCCACUCCCGAGUCUUUUGGGCUGCUGCUCGAAAUCCUCGGCUGAAAGAACCGCAAGAUGAGCCAUGCCCUUGUACCCGAGCUCGUGAUCCGGUAGUCGAAAUGAACUACAUAAGAGAUCAAUUACAUACUCUUAAAUUCCUCCUCGAUGACAUCCCCCCUCUUCUCCGGCCGUGGAUGCCAAUGGAUGGCGACAUACCCGCUGCUGUCGAUGCGGAUCGGGUUCGAUCGGAUUUUGCUACGAUGCGAGCAAAUUUGCAUGUCACUCAUCUGUGGGUCCAGAGUCUAUUACUCGACCGAUUAGAAGCGACACAGUCGCGACACCAUUCAAUACAGUCGGCGACAGCAGAUCUCGACCCGGUCGUCAUGGAUGCGCAGGCACUCUGGCGUGAACGCGAGGAGCUUUGUCGACAACUAUUUUUUGUUCUACACAGCUUGCCACAAGUGAACCUGGAGGCCAACGGGCUGCAUCUCGCUUACAAGGUGCGGGAUAUUGCCGCUAGCCUGCUUGCGUGUCCGUUUCAUCCCGACGCUCCCGAGUCGCAACGCGCCACGGAAUACCUCCAGCAUUCCAGCAACAUCUUGGCACGUCUGGACCGGAGCGAAAACAUGAAUACGAUACAUCUACAAUCCUGGAUCGACACAGAUCGAAUAACAGAUAGAAAUUGA